AGAGUGGGUGUUUUAUCUAAGUUUCAUUUUAUUUCACAUAACAUGACAAUCUUAGAAACACCGCUAUGAAACUCUCCACUGACACAGGCGGCCCAGAUUACGUCAAGAUCAUUUGUGCGCGCAGUCGAUAAAAGACGACCAUCUCAGCAGCAACUAGCAACGAUCACCACGUGGCGGUCGCCCUAAGAACACCUAAUCCUCAUCUCGUAUAAAUAUUCGCCUACACCCUUUGAUUCCAAGAUAUUUCGUGUCACUUUUUCUGUUCGCUCAGUCCACCUCCACCGCUUCACCUGUUGUGUUCCCAAUCCCAAUACAGAGGAGGUGGAAGGAAAAAGCCUUCCCCUCGCCGGAGAUGCUGCCGUCGGCGACUGGGUACACUGCCGGCGACGUCCACUCGGCACGCGAGAUGUUCCAUCCCUUCUACCUCUGACUUCUUGCGCCGGCGGCCUGCAGAGAGUAGUUGGAUACUUCAUACUUGGAUUAUAUUGGAUCGAGCUCUAGAUAGCCUUGAAGUUGAAGGUGAGCUGGCGUGGGAGAGGAAACCUGGAAAGCGAUGAGCUUUAGCGCCGCAAGAGUUGCCGAGCAUGGCGGUGAGGUCGAGGACGCAAGGGGGAUGCCGGCAGAGGUGAGCUGGGAGAUGCUCGACAAGUCGCGGUUUUUUCUACUCGGCGCCGCGCUCUUCUCCGGCGUCUCCGCGGCGCUGUACCCAGCCGUCGUCCUCAAGACGCACCUCCAGGUUGCUGCCCCUCCACAGGCCGCGCCCUCGGCGGCAGCGGCGGCGAUUCUCCGGCGCGACGGUCCCCGUGGGUUCUACCGUGGCUUCGGUGCGUCCCUCGCGGGCACGGUGCCCGCGCGCGCGCUCUAUAUGGCGGCGCUCGAGGCCACCAAGAGCGCCGUGGGCUCCGCCGCGCUCCGCCUCGGCGUCGCGGAACCGGCCGCCUCUGCUGCCGCGUCGGCCGCGGGCGGUGUCUCUGCUGCCGUAGCUGCGCAGGUCGUGUGGACACCCGUCGACGUCGUCAGCCAGCGCCUCAUGGUCCAGACUGCGCCCGUCGCUGCCGCCCACUACCGCGGCGGCGCCGACGCGUUCCGGAAGAUCCUACUCGCGGACGGCGUGCGCGGCCUGUACCGCGGCUUCGGUGUCUCGUUGCUGACCUACGCGCCCUCCAGCGCCGCGUGGUGGGGCUCCUACGCGACGGCGCAGCGGCUCCUCUGGCGCGCCGUCGGCCCCGCGCACCACGACAGCCGCGGCGCCGCGAUGGCCGUGCAAGGCGCGAGCGCCGCCGCGGCGGGAAGCGCGGCCGCGCUGGUGACGAUGCCGCUGGACACCGUGAAGACGCGGCUGCAGGUGAUGGACGGUGGGGCGCAGGCGCCGACGCUCGCGGCCGCGGCGCGCGCGCUGGUUCGGGAGGGAGGCUGGGCUGCUUGCUACCGCGGGCUCGGGCCGCGGUGCGCGUCCAUGUCGCUGUCUUCGGCCACCAUGGUCACCACAUACGAGUUCCUGAAACGGCUCUCGGCCAAGGAAGGCUCCCUCUGACUCUGAGGUCUGAGCUUGGAUUGAAAGUGUAUCCAUGGGAGUGUGAAUGGAUCAUCCUUGUACAUGUCCAAAGUCCAAAUGCGUACACCUUGCUCUGAUCUCUUGCUGGGAUCUAAGGAUGCAAGGUUUCUGCUGGGUUUGUCUGUCGAUGGCGAUGACGACGAAAAUUUCUGUAAAAUAAAGACUGUUUAUUAUACUUCUUGGAAAA
Messenger RNA from Sorghum bicolor (sorghum), 1742 nucleotides. RefSeq names its product solute carrier family 25 member 44. NCBI's taxonomy places the organism in Eukaryota, Viridiplantae, Streptophyta, Magnoliopsida, Poales, Poaceae. The transcript has a single exon. Bases 554 to 1534 code for a protein of 326 amino acids. The record is from RefSeq and is a predicted model, not a curated record. Gene Ontology annotation, biological process: transmembrane transport.